Messenger RNA from Ictalurus punctatus (channel catfish), 806 nucleotides. Its product is annotated as sialoadhesin-like. The coding region runs from base 363 to 806 and encodes 147 amino acids. The record is from RefSeq and is a predicted model, not a curated record. The transcript has 2 exons. Lineage: Eukaryota; Metazoa; Chordata; Actinopteri; Siluriformes; Ictaluridae.
AAUAAGCGGCUAAAGUCUAGUGCUGUUGUGGAUUCUGAAAGAGUCUGUCUUCAGGACUGAAACACUGAUGUUACCAAAAUAGUUUUAAAUCAACUUCAAAUAAAAGCUUCCAAUGACCUGUUACCAUUUCAGGUGUUGGCAGGAGCUGUUAUAGUGUGACCUACAGAGACAAAAGAGUCUGUGCUGUGGAAGGUUCUUCAGUGGAGUUUGCUGGAAAUUACUCACAUCCCAGUGAUCUGAGUGUUAGAGAAGUAUUCUGGCAUUAUAUUCAGCGUGGUAAAGUCUUCCAGGACCUGACGCAGGAAACACAGUUUACUAAUCGAGUUGAAUAUGUGAAACAAGACAAAAGCAGCACUUUGAAAAUGAAAAACCUGUCAAAGAAAGACUCUGGAAGAUAUCAACUUAGAUUCCUUACUAAUGAUGGUAAAGGAUUCUCUGCUGAACCUGGAGUGAUUCUGAAUGUUACAGAUCUGCAGGUAAGAGCGAGUCGCUCUGCAGUGGCAUCAGAAGGACAGACUACAGUAACGCUGAGCUGCAUCACCUCCUGCACUCUGUCUAACAACCACACUUACAUGUGGUACAGGAACGGACAGCCUGUUACUGACAAACUCACCAAACACAACAAGCUCUACCUGAACUCCAGUGAAGAUGCAGGAAACUACUCCUGUGCUGUGAGAGGACGUGAGGAUCUCCGCUCUCCUGAACUAACUGUGACAUGUGAGCCACAAAACUCAGUCAUUAUAUUAAUGUAUAGGGUUGUGAUAGCUCAAGUUCAAUCCUCAGCACUGACAGAGAGCAGCUUUUAG